This is a messenger RNA of Rhineura floridana, 1710 nucleotides long. RefSeq names its product VHL binding protein 1 (gene VBP1). Gene Ontology annotation, cellular component: prefoldin complex; cytoplasm. NCBI's taxonomy places the organism in Eukaryota, Metazoa, Chordata, Lepidosauria, Squamata, Rhineuridae. Gene Ontology annotation, biological process: microtubule-based process; protein folding; tubulin complex assembly. Gene Ontology annotation, molecular function: tubulin binding. The coding region runs from base 75 to 668 and encodes 197 amino acids. The transcript is spliced from 6 exons. The record is from RefSeq and is a predicted model, not a curated record.
CAGCUUUCCUGUCCCCUGCCCAAUGCGCAUGCGUGUGAGAAAAGCGCGUCAGACUCUGCUUCCUCCUCCCCAAGAUGGCGGCGGCCACCAGCGGCGCGGCGGUUUGCGGCGACGGCCCCGCGGGCGGGAAACGGGCGCACCUGGGCAUCCCCGAGGCAGUCUUCGUAGAAGAUGUAGAUUCUUUUAUGAAACAGCCAGGAAAUGAGACUGCAGACAUAGUGCUCAAGAAGCUGGAUGAACAGUAUCAGAAAUAUAAAUUUAUGGAGCUUAAUCUUGCGCAGAAGAAAAGAAGGUUAAAAAACCAAAUUCCUGAAAUUAAGCAGACAUUAGAAAUCUUAAAACAUAUGCAGAAGAAAAAGGAAUCCACAAACCUGAUGGAAACCAGAUUUUUAUUGGCAGAUAAUCUCUACUGUAAAGCUUCUGUUCCUCCUACAGAUAAAGUUUGUCUCUGGUUGGGGGCCAACGUAAUGCUGGAAUAUGACAUUGAUGAAGCCCAGGCAUUGCUAGAAAAGAAUCUCUCCACAGCCACGAGAAACCUUGAGUCUUUAGAGGAAGAUCUGGAUUUUCUUAGGGAUCAGUUCACUACUACAGAAGUCAAUAUGGCUAGAGUAUAUAAUUGGGAUGUAAAGCGAAGAAAGAAGGACGACCCUUCCAAAAACAAAGCAUAGUUCUGCCAGUGUGGUUCUGAUUUUCAAAGUAUUUUCUUAUUUUAAGAACAACCCUCCAUUUUCAGCCUUCAGCGGACUGAGUUUAAUUUAAAUCCAUCAGUUGGUAACAUGAAAAAAAAUUAAAUAAUGGUGAGCCUUUUUUAAAAAAAAAAUUACAAGCCCUAUUUGGUUCUGUGCAAGCUUCAUGAUCUUACAGCUGCUCUGGAAAAGCGCCACAAGAUAUUUGGCUUCUUCAGCCAUAACAAUAUGUCAUAGGGAAAUCCUUGUGAAAGGGCUUGUCUGAAAAUGUGGAGUGCAUUAUGGGAUUUGAGGCUAGGUCACUUUAGCAAGUGGCUGGCCUUUGUAAGAGAUCACUGGUUUGUUACAUGCUUGAUGAGGAAUGUCAACAAGAUCUGAUUCGGGGGGAAACGCACAGCUGAUGUGGCAUCAGUAUAAGGAGAUUACAAUCCAAUCCUGUGUUCAUUGCAGUCGCGCCUCUUUAGUUAGUGUAGCUAUCCUCUAGAUACGUUAUGCACAAGAGCUCAUGAUUAGCCCUUGAAGAAAGGAUUAAAUAACUGAAUAAAGUAAGUGAUCACACUAAGUUCUGUGUUCACAUAAAAACCUGUUCACUCAUCCAAGUUUGCAAAGUAGGGAAAUCCAGAAACAAACAGCUUGCUGUACGCAAUCAGCACACUUGCCACCCCUCCUGUCUAAUUCAAUGCUUGCAAAGACACUGAGUAAAACCUGCAUUUAAACAUGGAGUGGUGUAUUUGAGCCCAGCUUCAGUUGUUAACAGGUUGAAUGUUAUUCCCAUGUUGCUUAUUAUGAAGCUUCGCUAAAGUGUUGCCUUGACAUCUUCCUUUUUCUUUGAAACUGCAAUGCACACCUGACGGUCAAAUUAGUGGUGUGUUUACACUGCAGAGUAGCUGGCAAUGCAGGUUUCACUUCAAAAUUAAAAGCAAAUGUAAACUGUUCUAGUUUCAUGUAAUAAACAAUACCUGUAAAGUUUUUUGUAUUUUUAUUUCAUUAUAUUAAAACAGUGAAACUUGAAACACGGCAGAAA